Messenger RNA from Labrus mixtus (cuckoo wrasse), 4228 nucleotides. RefSeq names its product ATP-binding cassette sub-family C member 12-like. The transcript is spliced from 27 exons. Gene Ontology annotation, biological process: transmembrane transport. Lineage: Eukaryota; Metazoa; Chordata; Actinopteri; Labriformes; Labridae. Gene Ontology annotation, molecular function: ABC-type transporter activity; ATP binding; ATP hydrolysis activity. The record is from RefSeq and is a predicted model, not a curated record. The coding region runs from base 122 to 3709 and encodes 1195 amino acids. Gene Ontology annotation, cellular component: membrane.
GAGGACGCUGUGGGAAGAGGAAGUGUGUGCCGUCGGUCUGCAGAAAGCGUCUCUGACUCGAGUGCUCCUUCGCUUUCAGAGAGACAGACUUCUGCUGGUCCUCUGCAUCAACAUCCUCUUCAUGUUGUCUCUGUUCGUCGGCUCAGGCGUCCUGGUCUUCGGGAUCCUCAGCCACAUCCUCCACCUGGAGUCAUCUUCAUACUGGGAUGGCAUGGCUCUGUGUUUUGGUCUGGUCUCUGUGGAGCUCUUCAGGGUUUGUUGCCUCACUCUGAGCUGGGCCAUUAACCUGAGAACAGGAAUCAGACUGAAGGCAGGUUUCUGCAUGCUGGGCUUCAGCAAGAUCAUCUCUCUGAGGACACACAGCAGAGUCUCUGUGGGGCAGAUGGUGAAUGUUUUAACCAGCGACAGUAAUAAGGUGUUUGGUGCGGUCCUGUUGGGCCCUCUGGUGCUGCCCUUCCCCCUCCUGCUCGUCAUCUGCUCCAUGUACACCUGCUACAUCCUCGACUACACCGCUCUCAUCGGCUUCUUCAUUUUCCUCAUCUUCAUCGUUCUGCAGUUUGUGUUUGCCAGGCUCAUUAAUCACUUCCAGCAGAGAGCAGCGAUGAUCACAGCCGGUCGAGUCCGCACCGUGAACGAGCUCCUCAUCUACAUCAAACUCAUCAAGAUGUACGUGUGGGAGCGGGCCUUUAGCAGCAGGAUCACAGACAUCAGGACCUCAGAGAGGAGGAUGUUAGAGAAAGCUGCUCUCAUCCAGAACCUCAGUGUGACCAUCAGUCCCCUCGCCCCCAUCAUCGCCGUCAUGUGCACCUUUGUCGUCCACACCUGGCUGGGUUUACCUAUAGACACCUCCACAGCUUAUCCCGUCCUCACCAUCUUCAACUGCAUGAGAUUUAUUCUGGCCAUGUUGCCCGCUGCCGUCAACCUCCUGGCUGAAGCUGCCGUGUCGGUGAAGCGCCUCAAAAAGUUACUGCUGAUAGAGAACCCAGAGCCAUACAUCCUCAAGAAGACAGAAAACAGAUCCGCAGCCGUCAUCAUGGAAAAGGCUACGCUGUCCUGGACCACACCUCUCCACCCCGCCGACACAGAAGACAGGGACGACCUGGUGUCCAAAACCAGACACACUGAAGUGCUGCCCGCCCUGAGAAACGUCUCCUUCACCCUGCAGAAGGGUCGACUGCUGGGUGUGUGUGGGAACGUUGGAAGCGGGAAGACGUCUCUGAUCUGCAGCCUGUUAGAACAGAUGCACCUGCAGCAGGGAUCGGUCUCUGUGGACGGAUCAAUAGCCUACCUGUCCCGGCAGGCCUGGAUAUUCUACGGGACGGUCCAGGACAACAUCCUGAUGGGGGAGCCAUUAGACCGGUCCAGGUACAACCGAGUCAUCAGCAGCUGCAGCCUGGAGGCUGACCUCCGCAUCCUGCCCCACGGUGACCAGACGAUGUUAGGAGAGCAGGGUGUGAACCUGUCAGAGGGACAGAAGCAGAGGAUCAGUUUAGCCCGAGCCGUCUACUCAAACAGAGACGUGUACCUGCUGGACGACCCGCUGUCUUCCUUCGACGCUCAUGUAGGAAAACAGAUCUUUGAGGAGUGCAUCAUAAAACAGCUGAAGGGGAAAUCCAUCUUACUGGUCACUCACCAGCUGCAGUACAUGGAGCUCUGUGAUGAGGUUCUUGUCCUGAAGGACGGGACAGUCCUUGAAGCAGGAGGUCACCUGGAUCUGAUGAGGGCAGAGGGACACUACGCUGAGCUCAUCACCAAACACCUGAGAGAGCAGCCUCUUAGAGAAGAGAAGAAGAAGGUAGAGCUGAAUGAACCGAUCAACGAAGGGAUAACCAAUCCAGCCUUCCAAAUGUCAGAUGAGAACACGGGCACACCUUCGACCUUCUGCACACCUGCUGAUCAACUGAUGGAUCAGGAGAACAGCAGGAACAGUUUGGUCACCUGGAGGACGUUUCAGGAGUACUGCCGAGCAGCUGGAGGAUACUGCGUGAGCCUCUUCAUCCUCCUCAUCUUCAUCCUGCUGAUGACGAAUACAGCCAUGUGCUACUGGUGGCUCAGUUUCUGGCUGAGGCAUGGACACGGGUCAGCCAACGUGUCGUCUGCAGAGCGAGGAAACCUCUCUCUGAACCCCGACCUCUCCUUCUAUCAGCUGUGGUUCGGUGUGAUGAUCGCCGUCCUGCUGACCGUCUGCAUGAUCAAAUGUUUCUGCUACAUCAAGGUCACGCUGCACGCCUCCACCUCGCUGCACAACAGCCUGCUGGAGAAGGUCAUAUCGAGCCCAAUGAGUUUCUUCGACACGACUCCGACCAGCCGCAUCCUCAGCUGUUUCUCCAGGUGUCAGGAUGAGAUCGACUCUCUGAUGCCUCAUCAUCUCAACGUCCUGCUCUCCUUGUGUAUGAUCACCGUCUGCAUCUGCAUCAUCAACUCCAUCAUCUUCCCCAUCAUGGUGCUGCCCGUGUUCAUCCUGGUGACAGUCCUGUCUCUCCUCCUCUGGAUGUUCCGGGGAAACAUCAUUCAGUUAAAGGUGACGGAGAGCAUCAGCCGCUCUCCCUGCGUCUCUCUGUGCACCUCCAUCGCUCAGGGCCUCAGCACCAUCCAAUCCUACCACAAGACGCACAACUUCACCAAGCGAUUGAAGAAGCUGUUGGACGCCAAUGCUAACCACCUCUUGUUGUUCCACUACGGGAUGCGAUGGCUGGCCUUCCUGGCGGACUCUCUGUGUGCGGUCAUGACUCUGCCGGUCGCUCUGCUGGUUGUCUUCGUCUCCAAUGAUGUCAGCAGCCCGCCUGUGAAAGCCCUCGCUCUGUGCUUCAUCAUACAGCUGACCACUAACUCUCAGACGAUGAUCCAGUCCCUGCUCGAGGUGGAGAUCCGGUUCCUCUCUGUGGAGCGGCAGCUCGAGUACAUCCAGGGCUGUGAGUCCGAGACCUCAGGGCAGCUACAUGUGGAUCAGGUGUCAGAGGACUGGCCUCAGCAUGGAGCCAUCACCUUCCUGGAUUAUAAGAUGAGGUACAGGAAAAACUCCCCUGUGGUGCUCAACGAGCUGCAGCUCCACAUCAGAGCGGGGGAGAAGCUCGGCAUUGUGGGAAGGGCCGGUUCAGGAAAGUCCUCUCUUGCCGUGGCUCUUUUCCGGUUGGUUGAACCGACUGGCGGAAGAAUUCUGAUAGACGGAGUGGACAUCACGUCGAUCCGCCUGUCUGACCUGCGCUCUAAACUGUCCAUCAUCCCCCAGGAGCCUGUGCUGUUCACCGGGACUGUCAGGUACAACUUGGACCCGUUCAGCAGCUACAGUGAUGAGGAGAUCUGGGCCGCUCUGGAGAAGACCUACAUGAAAGACACGAUUUCCAAGUUGGACAAAAAGCUGCAGACUGAGCUGACGGACAACGGAGGGAAACUCUCUGUAGGACAGAGGCAGCUGAUGUGUCUGAGCAGAGCACUGCUACGUGACUCUAAGAUCGUCUUAUUGGACCAGGCGACGGCGUCUGUGGAUGCAGCGACCGACACUCAGAUCCAGAUCACCAUCAGUGAGGCGUUCAGGUGCUGCACGGUGCUCACCUUCACUCACCGCAUCAACACGGUCCUGCAGGCCGACCACAUCCUAGUCCUGGACCACGGAGAGGUGGUCGAGUUCGAUCAUCCAGAUGUGUUGAGACAAAAACCAGAAUCGCUUUUCUCACAUCUACUGAGCGCAGCGAUCACCGGGCCAUCCUGAAGGCCUCAAAGACACGGACUCUGUGAGUUCCUGUAGUCCUCAAACACACCGGAAGUCCUUAAACGGAGGCUAUGAGGUCCUGACAUCCUCCACUCUACCAGCAAUGUGAAGUCCCAGGGACCUCAAACACACCAUCGACACUGAGUCCUCAAAACACGGAGACAGUGUCCUGAAAUCCUCCUGGGCAUCAAACACAGAAAGUGAAAUCAAGAAGAUCUCCAACACGCAGACACUGUGAUGUCCUGAAGUCCUCAAACACACCGAUAACGGGAUGUCUUUAAGACCUGUAACAGGCCGACUGUGGACUCUUCAAACACACACUGUGCCAUCCAACCGACCCGCAGCCCGUCCUGCCUGGACAACAAAGGCUGUGAUGUGAAAACUACAGACUUUAAACAACUCUUGUAAAAGCGUCUUUGAAUCAUGACUUUUUGAGAUUGUUUACUUGUAAAUAUAUUUUUAUUAUGUGAGUAUGUUGGCACAGUUGUUUUGUUUUCAAACUUUCACCUUGUUUAUUUA